AUGACCAUCAACUUCGCCCGCGAGACUGUCAUCCACUUUACAAAGCCCUACAUGAAUCUGGGCAUUGGUAUCCUAUUCAAACUGCCCUCAACAAUGCCCACACGUCUAUUCUCCUUCAUGAGUCCAUUAGACGUCGACAUAUGGCUGUACGUAAUGGCCGCGUAUAUCGUGGUCAGCAUCACCAUGUUCAUCGUCGCCCGAUUCAGUCCAUAUGAAUGGCGAAACCCUCAUCCCUGUGAGUAG
Molecule: messenger RNA, 243 nt
Organism: Medioppia subpectinata
Lineage: Eukaryota; Metazoa; Arthropoda; Arachnida; Sarcoptiformes; Oppiidae
Source: the annotation of a GenBank genome assembly